Podarcis raffonei (Aeolian wall lizard) is the source of this 1838-nucleotide messenger RNA. RefSeq names its product Rac family small GTPase 2 (gene RAC2). The transcript is spliced from 7 exons. Bases 166 to 744 code for a protein of 192 amino acids. The record is from RefSeq and is a predicted model, not a curated record. NCBI's taxonomy places the organism in Eukaryota, Metazoa, Chordata, Lepidosauria, Squamata, Lacertidae. Gene Ontology annotation, molecular function: GTP binding; GTPase activity. Gene Ontology annotation, biological process: small GTPase-mediated signal transduction.
UGAGAAACAGCCUCUCUUCCCUUUCCUUCCUAACCCACAAUCUGCUGUUCAAUUCGGCUUCCGUUUUGACAUAACUGCCGGAGGCUUUCCGCCAUCAUCGCUUGCAAGCCGUUAGAUCUGACCGGGGGACUCAACGGAACUCCCUAAGUCCGCUAGGCCACAGCCAUGCAAGCCAUCAAGUGUGUGGUGGUUGGAGAUGGAGCUGUGGGUAAAACCUGCCUCCUGAUCAGCUAUACCACAAAUGCCUUCCCAGGAGAAUACAUCCCUACCGUAUUUGACAACUACUCUGCCAAUGUAAUGGUUGAUAGCAAACCUGUAAACCUGGGGUUGUGGGAUACGGCUGGCCAGGAGGACUAUGACCGCUUGAGACCUCUCUCCUAUCCUCAGACAGACGUCUUCCUCAUCUGCUUCUCUCUAGUCAGCCCUGCAUCUUAUGAGAAUGUCCGUGCUAAGUGGUUCCCUGAAGUACGGCAUCACUGCCCUAGCACUCCCAUGAUCCUUGUGGGCACAAAGCUGGAUCUCCGAGAUGACAAGGACACCAUAGAGAAGCUCAAAGAGAAGAAGUUGGCACCCAUUACGUACCCACAAGGCCUUGCGCUGGCCAAGGAAAUUGAUGCAGUGAAGUACCUCGAGUGCUCAGCACUGACUCAGCGUGGCCUGAAAACAGUGUUUGAUGAGGCAAUUCGGGCAGUUCUCUGUCCACAACCCACAAAGACAAAGAAGAGGGGAUGUAGCAUCCUUUAAGGAUUCCAGACCCGGCUCCCUCACCCAAUGAAUUUGCUCUUUUCUCUGGGCUUUGCUGAUUGGAAAGAGACUGAAGACUGGAUUCCUCUCCUGUAUCUCCUGAAGUGAUGCCAGUGAAGAGUUUUGAGAUUUUUUAGGGGUGGUGGUGGAUGCUUCCACACUAGUUAUUUAGUCUGGAAUUGCCUCCUGGAAUUCCUCACUUGUUAGGAAGCCUCCCCAUUACACCAUAUUUAGUCUGCUGUGUUAUUCUGUUUUUCUGAUUCAUUGGCCUGUGGUUUCCACCCCCACCCCCCCAACCUGAUCUAUGGCUAUUGUUUUAAAAAAGGUUUAGUGCAAUUAUAGCACCAGUCUCUUCAGUGUGGACAGGAAAAGCGCUAUUAAGGGGUUUCAAUGCUUCUGUACUUUCCAGUUCCUCUUUGAAGGUUUAUUCUGUUUUAUUGCUUCCUGUUGAUCUUGGCUAAAGGAUCUUUGGUUAACAGAGUGUACUUUGCACUGUUAAUAGCCUUUCUAAAUUGCUCCAAUGACAGUUUCUCUCCCUGUGGAUGGGAGAGGAGCUUCUAAUUACUGCUUUCAUCUCACUAUACCUUUAUUUACUUAUAUUAAUGGUGAGAUAGCAUCAUAAAAGUGCUAUUUCACCAUUAACCAAAGAAAAGAGGGGGGAAUAAGAGAAAAUAAGUACUUAACAUCUUUCCUCCCCCCUACCACAAUUCCCUGUGGGAAGAGAAACUGACCCUGGGGCAAUUUAGAAAUACCAUUCAGCAUUUUCAACUUAUACCAACAUGAAAUAGUAAAACAGAAGGCUUUUGAAUAGCUUUGGAAAGGACCUUUGCUGAAUGGACCUUUCUUCUGAGUAAUUAAUGGAUGAUCUCGACCCUUGUAUUGCUGGAGAAUACUGCGCUUUGUAAAGUUUCUUGUGUGGUAACUCUGUUCCACUUCUAGCCAAUUGUAUAAAAGCAGUGCUUCAGUUGUGCUAAAGGGCUCUUGUGUGCAAGUGCCCUUGUUCUCUGAAAUUUCCCCAUAUAACCUCUCUGUCCCUGAUCACAGCAUCGCAAACAAGGCUCAAUAAAGGCUCAAUAAAUAUCUCCACCACUCUU